AUGGCACCUCGCCUCCCAUGGCGGUUCCUCCAGUUCUUGCUACUACUGCUGGGGGUUUCAUCUGCUGCUCAAGCACAGGUGAACAUCACCCUGGGCUCCUCCUUGACGCCCCAGGGACCAAACAGCUCAUGGCUCUCACCCUCCGGCGACUUCGCGUUCGGUUUCCAGCCAAUGGAAGGUAACACCUCCUCGUACCUCCUUGCCGUCUGGUUCGACAAGAUCCCUGAAAAGACUGUCGCUUGGUAUGCCAAGAGCAGUCAAGACACACUGGUGCAAGUGCCAUCCAGCUCUGUGCUCCAGCUCACAACUGAUGGGUUGCUCUCGCUUCGCAACCCAUCUAACGAUGAGGUCUGGAGUCCCCGGGUCACUGGUGCGGCCUACGCCAGCAUGCUCGACACAGGCGACUUCAGGCUUGUCGGUGCAGAUGGCAAACCAAAGUGGAAGACCUUUGAUUUCCCGGCUGAUACCAUCCUGCCCACACAAGUGCUUCCUGUGGGUCAGCAGGAUAAGGUACUUAGAAGCCGUCUCAUCGCCACGGAUUACGCCAAUGGCCGGUUUCUCCUAGCUGUGCAAUCUGAUGGUAAUCUCGUGUUCUAUCCAGUUGCCGAGCCUACCACAAAACGGUACGAUGCAUACUGGGCAUCUGGUACAGAUGGGAAUGGCUCAAAGUUGGUGUUCAAUGAAACUGGCAGGAUAUACUUCACAACCACAAAUGGGACACAGAUCAAUAUCACUUCAGCAGGGGUGAACUCAAUGGGUGAUUACUUCAAUCGUGCCACGCUUGACCCAGACGGUGUAUUUCGGCAAUAUGUCUACCCAAAGAGCAGACAGGCCGCAAGAUUAUGGGGCUUGCAAUGGACAGCGGUGAACUCAGUUCCCCAGAACAUCUGCCAGGUGAUAAUGGCAAACAAUGCCGGCAGUGGGGCAUGUGGCUUCAACAGUUACUGCAGCUUUGAUGGCACCCAGGAUCAGACAACAAUAUGCCAAUGCCCAGACCAUUACAAGUUCUUUGACGAGGAGAGAAAAUACAAAGGGUGCAGGCCAGACUUUGAACCACAAAGCUGUGACCUGAAUGAGGAAGCAGCGGAAGCCCAGUUUGAGAUGACUCAGAUUGAUAAUGUUGACUGGCCUCUAGCCGACUAUGAGGAGUACAGCCCCAUAGAUCUGACUGAAUGCCGGAGACUGUGUAUAAUUGAUUGCUUCUGUGCCACAGCCGUCUUUCAUGCAAGCACAAAUACCUGCUGGAAGAAAAAGCUCCCUUUAUCAAAUGGGAAAAUGGCGGAAAGCGUAGACAGGAUGGUUCUUAUCAAGGUGCGUAGGAGCAACAAUACACAGUCGCAGCUCAGCAGUGGCUCUAGCAAAUGGAAAAAGGAGAAGAAGUAUUGGAUUCUUGGGAGUUCAUUGUUUUUUGGGAGUUCUGUAUUGCUAAACCUUCUACUUAUCUCUAUUCUGUUCUUUGGCACUUAUUGCGGUAUCUCCAUCACCUCCAAGAAGAAACUCCAGUCACCACAAUCGUCAGGUAGUUCUAUAUUGCCCCCAAAGAUUUUCACUUACAAUGAACUGGAGAAGGCAACCAGUGGUUUCCAUGAGGUGCUUGGCAGCGGUGCCUCUGGUACCGUGUACAAAGGACAGCUGCAAGAUGAGCAUGCGACCAGCAUGGCCGUCAAGAAAAUUGGAAAGCUCCAGCAAGAGACUGAGAAGGAGUUCAUGGUGGAAGUGCAAACCAUCGGGCAGACAUUUCACAAGAACUUGGUCAGGCUGCUUGGUUUCUGCAAUGACGGAACUGACAGACUGCUUGUAUAUGAGUUCAUGACCAAUGGCUCGCUGAACGAGUUCCUCUUUGGUGAUGCUCGGCCACAUUGGAGUCUCCGUGUGCAAGUUGCACUUGGAGUGGCACGAGGGCUGCUCUACUUGCACGAGGAGUGCAGCACACAGAUUAUCCACUGCGACAUAAAACCACAGAACAUCCUUCUCGACGACAACUUUAUGGCGAAGAUUGCAGACUUUGGCCUGGCGAAGCUUCUUCGAGCCAACCAGACACAGACAAACACCGGCAUCCGGGGUACUCGAGGUUACAUUGCCCCAGAGUGGUUCAAGAACAUAGGGAUCACCUCCAAAGUCGAUGUUUACAGCUUUGGUGUGAUCCUGCUUGAGCUUGUGUGCUGCAGGAGGAAUGUGGAGGUAGAGAUCGACGAUGAAGAGCAGGCGAUACUAACUUACUGGGCAAACGACUGUUACAGGUCUGGGAGGAUCGACUUGCUGGUGGAAGGCGACGAUGAGGCAAACUUCAACAUAAAAAAGGCAGAGCGAUUCGUGGCUGUCGCCCUUUGGUGCCUCCAGGAGGAGCCGACUAUGCGGCCAACCAUGCUUAAAGUGACACAGAUGCUUGAUGGAGCAGUGCAGAUCCCCACGCCUCCGGAUCCCUCUUCCUUCAUCAGUUCACUUCCGUAG
Messenger RNA from Triticum turgidum subsp. durum (durum wheat), 2451 nucleotides. The record is from the annotation of a GenBank genome assembly. NCBI's taxonomy places the organism in Eukaryota, Viridiplantae, Streptophyta, Magnoliopsida, Poales, Poaceae.